CAGCGCGCAUGCGAGAUAACAGUCCUGUGCUCUGGAUGAUAUGCUGAUGUGAACCGAUAUAGGCUGAAUGUAUGUCCAAGAUAAUGUGAUUUUGUUUUUCCAUAUCCAUUUUUCUGUGACACUAUAAUCGGCGAGUCAAAAACGGGGACUAAUUUUUAAGCAAUUUGCCUUGUAAAGUGUUUUUAAACGGUACAUUUUGUGGUUAAUGAACGGAUAUCUUCAUCUCCAAUCAGCUGACCACCUCUGAAUUCACUGCAUUGGAAGAGAUAACCUGGAGUUAUCCUUUAUUUGCUUAAACAGAAGCUAUUCGGAACCCAGAUAUUUACUCUUGUGUCAAAGGAGCCUGUAAGGAUCGUGUUUGAACAGUAACGGGAUCUUGGAGAUGUCAGGCCGGCCUAGGACCACCUCAUUUGCGGAGAGCUGCAAGCCAGUGCCGCAGCCUUCAGCCUUUGGCAACAUGAAAGUCAGCAGAGAUAAAGAUGGCAGUAAAGUUACAACAGUGGCCGCGACCCCCGGUCAGGGUCCUGACCGGCCUCAGGAGGUCAGCUACAUGGACACAAAGGUCAUCGGGAACGGCUCGUUUGGGGUGGUUUAUCAAGCGAAGCUGUGCAACACCGGAGAGCUGGUGGCCAUAAAGAAGGUGCUGCAGGAUAAAAGGUUUAAGAAUCGUGAGUUACAGAUCAUGAGGAAGUUGGAUCACUGUAACAUUGUCCGUUUGCGCUACUUCUUCUACUCCAGUGGAGACAAAAAGGAUGAGGUGUAUCUGAAUUUGGUGAUGGACUACGUGCCUGAAAACGUGUACCGGGUGGCCAGACACUACAGCAAAGCCAAGCAGAAUCUGCCCAUGGUCUAUGUCAAGCUAUACAUGUACCAGCUGUUCCGCAGCUUGGCGUACAUCCACUCGUAUGGGAUCUGCCAUCGAGACAUCAAGCCGCAGAACCUCCUGCUCGACCCAGAGACAGCUGUACUCAAACUCUGUGACUUUGGAAGUGCUAAGCAGCUGGCGCGUGGUGAGCCUAAUGUUUCCUACAUCUGCUCGCGCUACUACAGAGCCCCUGAGCUCAUUUUCGGAGCCACAGACUAUACUUCCAGCAUAGACAUUUGGUCGGCGGGAUGUGUACUGGCAGAGCUGCUUCUUGGACAGCCGAUCUUUCCUGGAGACAGUGGUGUCGAUCAGCUCGUUGAAAUCAUCAAGGUGCUGGGAACUCCUACACGAGAGCAGAUCCGGGAGAUGAACCCAAAUUACACUGAAUUCAAGUUUCCACAGAUAAAGGCACACCCGUGGACUAAGGUUUUCCGGCCCCGGACCCCUCCGGAGGCGAUAGCUCUGUGUUCCCGAUUGUUGGAGUACACGCCUACAGCCCGAUUCACUCCUCUGGAGGCCUGCGCUCACACUUUCUUCGACGAGCUCCGUGAGCCCAACCUCAAGCUCCCGAAUGGAAGAGAGCGGCCUGUGCUGUUUAAUUUCACUACACAGGAGUUGUCCAGUAACCCUUCGCUGGCCUCUGUACUCAUUCCUGCACAUGCUCAGAACCAGGUGGAAAACUCUUCCCAGUCUAACUUGGCUGCAACAGGUGCCAACAGUGGCGAUCGUGGUCCGAACACCAACGCUGCCUCUGCCGUCCCUAAUCCUUCAACUUGAACCCCAUCCACCCAUCAAUGGACCACUUUUACGCUGCUGCUUAUUAGCCACGCCCACUCCCCGGGGUCAAUGGCGUGGCUAAAACUAACUGAAAAGCUCAUGUUAUGAUGGAUGCACCAAACCAAGCCUUCCCCAGUCAUUGUCUUUGUUUUUAUUAAUAUUUUUUAUUUAUUGCUCUAAAGGAUGAAUCGUGGGCUCAGAAACACCGCCCCAGGAUUAUCUGCGGUGAUGUUUGACAAUUAUCUCUCUUUUUCUCUAUAUAUACACUUAUAUAAACCGUUACACAUACAAAUAAGUUUUCAUAUGUCUA
This is a messenger RNA of Carassius auratus (goldfish), 1952 nucleotides long. RefSeq names its product glycogen synthase kinase-3 beta-like. Bases 383 to 1642 code for a protein of 419 amino acids. Gene Ontology annotation, molecular function: beta-catenin binding; tau-protein kinase activity; ATP binding. NCBI's taxonomy places the organism in Eukaryota, Metazoa, Chordata, Actinopteri, Cypriniformes, Cyprinidae. The transcript has 11 exons. Gene Ontology annotation, cellular component: glutamatergic synapse; nucleus; cytosol. The record is from RefSeq and is a predicted model, not a curated record. Gene Ontology annotation, biological process: regulation of microtubule cytoskeleton organization; cell differentiation; negative regulation of canonical Wnt signaling pathway.